Molecule: messenger RNA, 597 nt
Organism: Portunus trituberculatus (swimming crab)
Lineage: Eukaryota; Metazoa; Arthropoda; Malacostraca; Decapoda; Portunidae
Product: early growth response protein 1-like
Exons: 1
Coding region: 63-353 (96 amino acids)
Biological process (GO): regulation of transcription by RNA polymerase II
Molecular function (GO): RNA polymerase II cis-regulatory region sequence-specific DNA binding; DNA-binding transcription factor activity
Source: RefSeq, a predicted model, not a curated record
UCUCUCUCUCUCUCUCUCUCUCAAAACUCCUCCUAUUUCCUCAGGUUGACGGGGGUGACGGCAUGACGGAAGACGGGGCCAGCGGGACGGGAGGGCAUCGCCGCCAGUACACUUGUCCCCUCUGUCCCAAAGCAUUCCUCUUCCCGUCUCACCUGGAGCGGCACGUCAGGACCCACACUGGCGAGAGAACCUUUGCCUGCCCGUACUGUCCCCACCGCGCCGCCAGGAAGGACCAUCUUGACGUGCAUCUAAGAACACACUCCGGGGAGAAACCCUUCGCUUGCCCCCACUGCGCCUUCAGGACCGCCUUCAGGAGUUCUCUAGACGGCCAUUUGAGGACGCAUUCCACCUAGGGACCAUACUGAAGUUCAUGAAGCUACAUACAUUCAUACAUACAUGCAUACAUUUACAUAUACAUAAAUACAUAUUUGCAUUUGUAUUACGUCUUUGAAAGUUUAUUGGUGUGUGAUUGAAAAUGUGAUUCUUGUUCUUGUUCUUGUUAUUGUUUUUGUUUUUUUCGUUAGUGUUAGUAGAGAAAAUAGUAGUAGUAGUAGUAGUAGUAGUAGUAGUGGUGGUGGUAGUGUUAGUAGUAGUAGU